Molecule: messenger RNA, 1015 nt
Organism: Exserohilum turcica Et28A
Lineage: Eukaryota; Fungi; Ascomycota; Dothideomycetes; Pleosporales; Pleosporaceae
Exons: 3
Coding region: 83-682 (199 amino acids)
Biological process (GO): protein ubiquitination
Cellular component (GO): cytoplasm
Molecular function (GO): ubiquitin protein ligase activity
Source: RefSeq, a predicted model, not a curated record
CAGCUCCAAAAUUCCAGCUGGCGGGGGGCAUUGCCCAGGACUUCGAUACGCCCGUCUGCACUACUACAAUCUACUCGCCACCAUGUCUGGCUACGAGGUCGAACACAACAUCUCCACCAAAGACGACAAACCGCAGCGGCCGCCACGGCGGCCGGACCUCUCGACCUUUUUCUCGCAGCUCGAGCUCGUCGAUACGUCAGAUCCGCGGUCACAUACGAACGUCCAUGCCCUUCCGCAGCCCGAAAACAUGGCGGCGGCGUUCCGCCUGCUUGCUAAUGCUUUCGAGACGAUGCGCGGACGACCGGCGGACGAGAAUAAUAGCGAGGGAGACUUGUUGGCUAGCAUGAUUGAGGUGCUACGCGAGAACGCCGAUGAUCCGCCCACUGAACUGAAGGGCGUUCCGGACAGCUUCCUCGACGAGUUGGAGAGGGUGCCCAAGGAGACGCUCAAGCCUUCAGAUACAUGCCCCAUUUGUGUCAACCCGUUUCUCGAUGACAAGUAUCCACUUGUGGUCCAGUUACCGUGCCAUGAGGACCACCGCUUCGAUCUCGACUGCAUAGGCCCAUGGCUCAAGUUGAACGCCACAUGUCCGCUUGAUCGCAAAGAGCUUUUGAAGAAGAAGAAGCCCCCGCCACCGCCUGCAGAUGACGACGAAGAGGAAUACGACGAUAUGUACGCCUGAGGCGGUGAAUAUAUGGACUGCAUUGCUUCGGAGCUAGGACCCGCAGAUAGUGGAAGGCGAGCGCUGACGUCGACAAUACACGUACGCACGGGGUUCCGACUGUAUCUGCGCCACCACAACAGGCCCAAUUGUCGGAAAAAUCUCGCAGUCAUGUGCGAUACUUUACCGUGUUUAUCCACCAAAUGGGAUCGUGUCACACUUGCAGCUUGGGUUUCUUUCGUCUUUCGCGUCAUACUCCUGUUCUUUCUCCAACGAGCGACAGGCAUUCAGUGCUCCUCAGUUUCAUACUUGACUACGUGAGUGAGCGGCAACGCGACCUCACCAGACCUGAUC